Molecule: messenger RNA, 1545 nt
Organism: Tricharina praecox
Lineage: Eukaryota; Fungi; Ascomycota; Pezizomycetes; Pezizales; Pyronemataceae
Exons: 2
Coding region: 295-1422 (375 amino acids)
Biological process (GO): fatty acid elongation
Cellular component (GO): endoplasmic reticulum
Source: RefSeq, a predicted model, not a curated record
AUCAAAUGUCUCGGCCUUGUCGCUGUUUCUUCUUAUUGUAGAGAGUAGCUCCCCUACGACUCGCACACUCCUUCAACCACAAAAAACCCACAACAACCACCGCCACUACCACUACCAUCAUACCACUCCUUUGCAACGUCUACCCACCGCUGCUCUCGGGACCCAUCCGCGAGACUCGACUCGACAACGACGAAACACUGCCAGCUGACUCGAACAACCGAACAACCGUAGAGCUAUAGAUAGCUACCUAUCUCGCCGUCUACCGCUCUUGCUUCAAGACAACCUUACCUCAGGAUGCGUUCGAUCCUUUCGUUCAUCGGUUGCUGCAUCCUCUGGGUCGUUGCCGUCCCCUACUUGGUCGUCUAUGUCACCUUCCAGCUCGUGGCUUCCCUCCUCGAGCUCCCGAGGUUCAUCUACCGCUGGCUCCUGCACUCUCCCGUGCUUGAGACCGAAUAUCAUCUUCCUCAAGCCUAUGCUCUCAUUACUGGCGCCUCCGAUGGUGUGGGAAAGGCAUUGGCCGAAGAGCUUGCCAACCGCGGUUGGAAUUUGAUCCUGCACGGACGUAACCCCACCAAGCUUGACGCCCUGGCCGAUAUACUACGCGCUGCUCACCCCACCAUCGACACCCGUGUGACGGUGCAGGACACAACGCACUCGACCUCGUUCCCUGACCUCUUCGCGCACAACCUCGUUAACUUGCUUGGGCCCAUCACCUUGCUGGUCAACAAUGUCGGCACCCUACACAGCGCCGUCCCCUUCUGUGCUCUAACCUCGGACGAGAUCAAUGCCGCACUGCUCACCAACAUUGCGUUUCCCACUUUGCUCACACAUUACCUCCUGUCGUCCCCCGUCCGCCGCCGUGGUAGUGACACGAGCGCGUAUGCCAUGAGCCCCAGGGCGGCAGAAGAAAACUCACCCCUUCUCGGUGGUGGUGGUGCCAAGGGCGGUGUUCAGUGGGAGCUCCGCUGCAUCAUGAACAUCUCAUGCAUCGCCGGUCUCCACGCGACGGCCCACUCCUCGGUCCACUCGGCCACCAAGUCGUACCUCACUAGUCUCUCCCGCGGCAUCGUAAUGGACGCGCCCGCCGGUAUCGAAAUUCUCAACCUGCUGAUCGGCCACACCCGUACCGCCUCGUGGCGCGGCAAGAACUCAAUGCUGGUCCAAGACGUCGACGCGUGUGUCCGUGGUUGUCUCGCUGCGGUGGGCUUGGGAAAAACGCGUGGACAUGGACGCGGAAGCCGUGCCUGGGGCUGCCAGGACAUACUGGGACUGGGAUCGAUGGGCGGCCGCGGCGAAGGCGUGUACGUCUAUUGGCUUCACGAGCUCUGGGUCGGUCUGGAGCGUGUCCUCCCCGGGCGGGUCUCGGAUGGCCUGGCGGCGUACUACGAUGGCAUCUUUGGGCGCGAAGUUGCACUCUUCUAAGGAGAGGAGAGAGAGGGGAAAAAAAAGCAGUAAAUGAAUUUGAAUUCUUGGGAUAAAUGGGGUUUCGGGCUGGGGUUGGGGUUUUUAAAAGUGAUUUUUUUUGUUUUCUUUCUUUCUCUUUCU